AGUGAGUCACUUUAUAACUCAAGUUCUUCUUCAACAGAAACCCUAGCCGCAAAGGAGUUCACAGAUCGGAGGAAAUGACGACGAGAUUGAGGAAGAACAGGAAGAAGCGUGGCCACGUCAGCGCCGGACACGGUCGUAUCGGAAAGCAUCGAAAGCAUCCCGGAGGUCGCGGUAACGCCGGAGGAAUGCACCACCACAGGAUCCUCUUCGACAAGUACCAUCCCGGUUACUUCGGUAAAGUCGGUAUGCGGUACUUCCACAAGCUCCGCAACAAGUUCUACUACCCGAUCGUGAACCUCGACAGGCUUUGGUCGCUCGUCCCCGAGGACGUGAAGGCGAAGUCGACCAAGGACAAGGUGCCGUUGAUCGACGUGACGCAGCACGGGUUCUUCAAGGUGUUGGGGAAAGGUCAUUUGCCUGAGAACAAGCCUUUUGUUGUGAAGGCGAAGCUGAUCUCGAAGACGGCUGAGAAGAAGAUUAAGGAAGCUGGUGGUGCUGUUGUGCUCACUGCUUAGGUUUUGGGGAAAGUUCCUCUUCUCGCUGUGGUUCUACUAUUGGAUCUUUAAAGAUGUCUUUGUCUCUAAAGUUGUAGUUUUAAAUCUUUGUCGGAAUUUUUAUAAUGGUUAUUUACAUUGAGAUGUGCAUGUUUUGAACA
This is a messenger RNA of Raphanus sativus (radish), 655 nucleotides long. RefSeq names its product 60S ribosomal protein L27a-3. Lineage: Eukaryota; Viridiplantae; Streptophyta; Magnoliopsida; Brassicales; Brassicaceae. Gene Ontology annotation, biological process: translation. Gene Ontology annotation, molecular function: structural constituent of ribosome. The transcript has a single exon. Bases 75 to 515 code for a protein of 146 amino acids. Gene Ontology annotation, cellular component: cytosolic large ribosomal subunit; ribosome. The record is from RefSeq and is a predicted model, not a curated record.